Messenger RNA from Chelonia mydas (Green sea turtle), 8411 nucleotides. It is a transcript of the gene RFX1, whose product is annotated as regulatory factor X1. Gene Ontology annotation, cellular component: nucleus. Gene Ontology annotation, molecular function: RNA polymerase II cis-regulatory region sequence-specific DNA binding; DNA-binding transcription factor activity, RNA polymerase II-specific. The record is from RefSeq and is a predicted model, not a curated record. The coding region runs from base 1 to 2784 and encodes 927 amino acids. Gene Ontology annotation, biological process: regulation of transcription by RNA polymerase II. Lineage: Eukaryota; Metazoa; Chordata; Testudines; Cheloniidae. The transcript has 20 exons.
AUGGCAACACAGGCGUACGUUACGGAAUUACAGGCAGCUCAGCAACAGUCACAACAGCAACAGGCGCAGCAACAGCCGGCGACGACGGCGACAACAGCGGCACCAGCAGCAGCCCAGCAACAGUAUGUAGCGGAAUUGCAAAGCCCGCAGCAACCAGCCACUCAGAAACAGUAUGUCUCGGAAAUCCAGGCCCCGCAGCCACAGGCUCAGGCCACAGGCCAACAAACUCCAGCACCAGCCCCGCAGCAGUAUAUCAUAGUCACAGUGUCCGAAGGUGCCAUGAGGCCCAGUGACUCCGUCUCCGAGUCCAGCCCGGGCUCAACGGCCACACAGUCUGGGGUGCCGACACAGGUGGUGCAGCAAGUCCAGGCCACGCAGCAGAGGCUGUUGGUUCAAGCCAGCGUGCAGGCUAAGCCACCGUCGGUAUCCCCCCUCCAGCUAACAGGUGUGCAAGUGCCCCAGCAGCGGCUGGUGGUGCCAAGUACUUCCCAGGCUAGCAAAGGAAGCCAAGUCUCGUUGGCUGUACACAGUGUUCAGCAGCAGGUCCAUUCUCCACCUGAGCACUCCCCUGUCCAGAGCAACAACUCCACUGCCAAACCAGGACAAGUGCAGCAGCUUCAGGUGCAUGGAGUCCAGCAAGUGCCCGUCUCACAAGAGCGCUCGGUCGUGCAGACCACCCCCCAGACCCCGAAAGCGGGCACAGUGCAACAGCUGACAGUGCAAGGACUCCAGCAGGUUCACGUCACUCAAGAGGUGCAGCAGCUGCAGCAGGUGCCCGUCCAGCAUGUCUAUCCCAACCAGGUGCAGUAUGUGGAAGGGGGCGACGCCAGUUACACAGCGAGCACCAUACGUUCCAGCACUUACCCAUACACAGAGACCCCUCUCUAUACGCAGAACACGGGAGCUAGUUAUUAUGAAUCGCAAGCCACCCCGGCGCAGGUCACCACUCCUGCAACCUCCCAGACCGUGGCCAGCACUGGAUCCGUCCCUAUGUACGUCUCUGGAGGGCAGAUCAUAGCCAAUCCGAGCGGCGGAGGCGGUGGCGGAGGAGGAGGAGGAGGCGGCGGCGGAGGAACAGGAACCUACGUGAUUCAGGGAGGAUACAUGUUAGGAAGCUCCAGUCAGUCUUACUCCCACACCACACGUGCCUCUCCAGCAACUGUUCAGUGGCUGCUGGAGAACUACGAGACGGCCGAGGGUGUGAGCCUGCCGCGCAGCACCCUCUACUGCCAUUACCUGCUGCACUGCCAGGAGCAGAAACUGGAGCCAGUAAACGCAGCGUCUUUCGGCAAACUGAUCCGAUCUGUGUUCAUGGGACUCCGCACCCGCAGGCUUGGCACACGAGGGAACUCCAAGUACCACUACUACGGCCUCCGCAUCAAAGCCAACUCACCACUGCUACGCCUGAUGGAGGAUCAGCAGCACCUGGCCAUGAGGCAGCAGCCCUUCUCCCAGAAGCAAAGACUCAAGCCCAUUCAGAAGAUGGAGGGGAUGACCAACGGGGCGGCGGUGGGCCAGCAGCCGGGGUCCGGGCUGUCGGACAUCAGUGCUCAAGUGCAGCAGUAUCAGCAGUUCCUGGAUGCGUCACGGACUCUCUCCGAGUUCUCUGAGAUAGACCUACAAGGGAAACCUCUGCCCGACGGCAUUGGGGCAGAGGAUGUGAAGGCCUUCCAGCUGCUCUAUCGAGAGCAUUGUGAGGCCAUCGUGGACGUGAUGAUAAACCUGCAGUUCACUCUGGUGGAGACCUUAUGGAAGACCUUCUGGAGGUACAACUUGAAUCAGCCCAGUGAAGCCACCCCCAUAGCAGUUCACGAUGAAGCAGAGAAGCGUCUCCCAAAGAACUGCCUGGUGAUACUGUCCAAAUACGAACCUGUCCUGAAAUGGACAAAGGACUGUGACAACAUGCUGUACCAGGGGCUGGUGGAGAUCCUCAUCCCCGACGUUCUCCGGCCCAUUCCCAGUGCCUUGACGCAAGCGAUCCGAAAUUUCGCAAAGAGUUUGGAAAGCUGGUUAACCAACGCAAUGAUGAAUAUUCCUGAAGAGAUGGUCCGAGUGAAGGUGGCAGCAGCAAGUGCCUUUGCCCAGACUCUGCGUCGAUACACCUCCCUGAACCACCUCGCCCAGGCCGCCCGGGCCGUAUUACAGAAUACGGCCCAGAUCAACCAGAUGCUGAGCGACCUCAAUCGGGUGGACUUUGCAAACGUCCAGGAGCAGGCCUCGUGGGUGUGCCGUUGUGAGGACCGCGUGGUGCAGCGCCUGGAGCAGGAUUUCAAGCUGACCCUGCAGCAGCAGAAUUCCCUGGAGCAGUGGGCAGUGUGGCUGGACGGGGUGGUCACCCAGGUCCUCAAGCCCCACCAGGGCAGCUCCAGCUUCCCCAAGGCUGCCAAGCUUUUCCUCCUCAAGUGGUCCUUCUACAGCUCCAUGGUAAUCCGGGAUCUGACCCUGAGGAGCGCUGCCAGCUUUGGCUCCUUCCAUCUCAUCCGGCUCCUCUAUGACGAGUACAUGUACUACCUGAUAGAGCACCGAGUGGCCCAGGCCAAGGGAGAGACCCCCAUCGCUGUCAUGGGAGAGUUUGCUAACCUGACGAGCUCCUUGAAUUCGCUGGACCCAGACAAAGACGAGGAGGAGGAGGAAGAGGAGGAGAGCGACGACGAGAUGCAGCAGGAGAUUUCCCUCAACUCCAAUGACUCCACCAGCCUGACAGCCGAGCCCCUGGAACCCCCCUCCAAGCUCUCACGGACGGACUCCAGGGGGAUCUUUGUGCAAGCCCUGCCUUCCAGCUAGAGGCCAGAGAGACGCCUGCGUGGGCCUGGAGUCAGAACCACCCAGCCAGAGCCGAGUCCUGUGUCCCAGUUCCUCCCGGCUGCUGCCUAGCGAUAAAGAUGAGCUAUUUCUUGUCUCCAAGUGGUAUGCAAAGCGCUUUCAUUUCCAACCCCUGCCCCCAGCUGAGCUCCGGGCUAGGCCCCGCUCCCUGUCACAGGUGCUUUGUGGGCUGCAGAAGGCUUGUGCAGUGAGGGCACCCAUUAGGAGGGAGGCAAAGUAAGAUGCCAUUUAACACCACUUCCACCCCUUGCCCCUGCUCUGACCCCACAGGCCGGUUGGCUCCUGCAGGGCUGCUCUCCUGCCAUGUGGGGCAGCAGCUCCCUCCCCAGCCAGGCACACGGCUGCUAGGCUCCAGCUUCGCUGCUUUCCCAGAUCUGGCAGAGAGCAUCCUGGAACUUCUUAACCCAUCCAGCCGCAGGCGCCCCUCACCUGCCAGCCCCUAUUAGCUGUCAGAGCCGCGUUCCAGCGGGACAGUUCACUUGGACUCUCACCCAGGCAGUGAUUGGACCAGCCCCCCUGUCUGCAUGGGCCCAGGCUGUCCGCGCGGGCCAGUCCCUUUUGAACCAUCCCCGUGGGAAGGCACCAAGCCAAGCACAGAGUCCUCCCGCCAGCAAACCCCUUGCACAGUCAGUCUGGCUCCCAACCGGUCCAGUCACAGCUUCCCCCGGCCAGGGAAAAUAGGGAAAGCCAGUGUCAGUGGACGGGGUGCGGCUAGGUAUGGCUCAGCGAGAGCAGGGGUAGCGUCCUUUAAAGGCUUUUCCCGGGCCCAGCAGGGACGAGAGCUGCACAAUCAAAAGGACGUGUCCCCUCGUUUUUUAGUGGCUAAGGGACUAGUGCAGGGGAGCCCCCAGCAGGGCUUGUGGGGCUGGCCAUGCUAGCCCCUGGCUGACAGCAGAGGUCAUUUAUAAAUGACUCCCAUUGGCAAAGGCAGCGUGGCCAGCUCUGUGUCAUCAGAGCGCUCAGCUCCAGCUCCAGGGCCCAGCCCCUUUGCUACCCGCACUGCUCGGCGCUGCCCUCUCUCACCCGUCGGCCUGCCUGCACGGGGCUGAAAUCAGGAGUCCGGGUCAGCUCCAGCCUGCUCUUGUGGCCUCAGGGGUCGCUCGCCAUACAGGGGACGUGCAGCAGAACCCACGUGCCUUAGGGAACAUGCAUUUGUUGUGCCAUUCGCAUCAGGUGCCGAAGCAUCCUCAGGCUGCCGGAGAAGCCCCGGCCAGGAGGCUCCUUAGAGAACAGGCUGGGGCAGGGGAGAUGGACGGGGGAUAAGCGGAUAUUUCUCCUCUCGGUCGCAGUGGGAGAUUACAUCACAGAACUGGUGGAACUGGCAAAGCCAUGGCCAGAAGACCAGCGGGCCCCUUAGUGGGCCCCAACCUGGCUGAGGUGGGCGAGAGCAUGAGCCAUGGCAAAGCUGCCCUGGCACUGAUCAUGUCGGGGAUCACUGAGUCUGUCACUGCCUCCUGGGGAGUUGGCUCUGGGGGGUUACAUUACCCCCCCCCCAUCUGCACAAUCCCUCCCAGCUUCGUUUUCCUCUCCGCUAAACAGUUUGGUACAGCUUGGAAUCUCCUUCCCCCCUCCCACACAUCACUCUGCUGGUUGGUCCUGCGGGUUCCAGAAACUGGGGGGGUGGUGGGGGGGAACAGUGUCCUUUCCCCCCGGCCUAUUUCAUUCCUGGUCUUGGAUCUCUUCUCUCUCUUGUGUAUUUUCUCCCCUCUUGGGAUCUCAGCCCUCAACAUUCCCAUCCUUACACAGAAGCUGUUCUCCCAGCAUCCCUGCUUAAAUCCUGCCUGAUCGACCAGUGCGCUCUGGCUGCUCGUGCUAACGGGUGUCCAAGAUCCAGUGUCUUUGCAACCAGCAGCCCCGUCUGGGGCUCCUGCUCUUUGUCUUCCCAGCCGGCAGGCAGGACCUGGAGGAAUACGAGUCUCCCGAGAGCAGAGCUGUUUCACGGGCAGUUCUUCACUCACAGCACCGCUGGCUACUUGCGAUGGUUACGCUGCAGCUUUGUCUGCAGUGUAGCCCUAGAGCUUGUGCCCUGCCUGCUCUCUGCCCACGGUCCUAGCUCUUCAUCCCACGAAGCGGCCACGAGACCUGGAGACCUUCUCCCCCAGGAAUCCCCUGGCAAGUCCAGCUGCUGCCAAAGCUCCAGCUCUCCCUCCGGGCCUGCAUGUGACAGGCAGGGCCGCACGAUGGCUGGCUCCAGGGAGUGGCUGCUCGGCCACAUGGCACGCAGCCUCCUGGCUCUGCCCUGUAUGCCAGUCCGUGUUGUGGGCCGUGUUGCCCCUGCUGCUAGUGUUCUUUGCACCUGGCACCGCCUUACCACCUGCAUCCCUGCUUGGCGCUGCUGGGCUGGCAGCUGGUGCAUCGCAGCUCCGUACACUUGGCCAGUGUACUUGGUUAUACUGGGAGCCUCUUACAUACUGGGGGCUUCUUAGCCUCCUCCACAGCACCCCCUUGCGCACCGUCCUGGAUGGACGCUCUGAUCUUCAGGCAGCUGGCCCGGCCCAGCCUUUCCUAUUCCCCUUUCUGCUGCGGCCCGCGAAGUCCCAGGGACAGACCUAGGAUACCAGGCCAAGCAAACUGCUCCCAGUUUGGGGCAGCCUACCGUGCUGACAGCAAGCCACAGGGGCAGCUGGAGCAUCGAUCUCCACUCUGGCUGUAGGAUAAGGCGCUCAGGCAGGAGCUGGGCUGUAAAGGGAGGGGUUCUGAGGAGCAGCAUUGCAGGACCUGGGGGCAGUUUAAAAUGCCUGAAUCCCCACACUGGGGGCUUCCUGGCAAUCGUAUUCAUCCCCAGAUCUUGACCUACCCCCUGAAAUCUCCCCCCAAGAUCGUAAGGUGACGUCUGACCUCGUCUCCAUAGAGAAGACUCAGGUGGCUGGAGGGUCUGAAUAAGAGACUGGUCCCUGCCCUUGAGACAUACUGUGGGUUCAGAGUUCAUCAGGCAGACAGCUGGCUGGCUCUGCCGCUCUCUGGCAUUUCUGAAUCAGCCAGGGCCAUGGAUUCCCACAGAUCCAGCCCCCGUGGGCAGGGCUCAUCCUGGCAGCCUGUCAGGUUCACAGGAGCUGCAGGGAGAGCGAGCGUCUCAAGCAGCAGGCGCACCAGUGGGCCCCUGGUGCUCCUCUUGUUCAUUCCCACAUGGGGUAAGAAAUUGGGUCUCUGCUAACCUCCCUCAAGGGCAGGGCAUUUCUACUUGGAGGUCCAGGAGAGCUGUGGAAGGCUGGGGCCUCCUGCAGUGACCCACAGCCCCUGGCAGGGACCCCCCCCGCCAGCCACCACCCCAGCAAUGCCGGGGCAGACAGGGCAAAGAGGGGGAGUGAAUCCGGACAAGGUAUCAGCAAGGUCUCAGCCGGUUAGGGUGGAGUGAGGCUAUGGCAGGGGGCAGCGCCCCAGCAAUUGGCUGGCCCGGGAUGGUGGGUGGGGAAGCAGCAUUUUCCCCUUGGCAGUUCUCCCGGGGGUGGGGGGGCUUCAGCAGCCUGGGGAGGCUUCGCUAUGUCCCUUGCUUUCCCCCAGCCAGUCAGAGCGAGGGGCCGUGUUCUGGCUGGGGUUUUGGGGAUUGGAAUAAGGGAAGUUUCCCUCCACCCCCACCCUCCGCUCUUCUCACCCUGCUCCCUCAUGGCUCAUGAGGAGUCCAACCCCCCAAGCCAUCUCCUGUGAGUGCACAGAGCAGAGCGCCCCCUGCUGUCCCAUCUGCACAGCUCGGCGCACAGACCUUGCCUAGUUAGCUAGCUGAACGCAGCCAGCUUUGAAUUUCCCUGGACUCCGAUUGCAGCCGGUUCUCUGCCCUUUUCCAGGUACCUGGCUUUGUGUUCCCCUGUGUUGCUGUUUUAAUUGGCAUGGCAAGGCAGGAUGGCUCCUUUUGCCCGGGUAACGGGAACCCACUCAUUGUCCAAGUGCAAUUCCAGCUGGGUGCUGCACUGCUUUCGACAAGGGCUCUUCCAUAGGAGAGUCUCCGCCUCCAAAGGACCUGCACCGGGGCCCAAGCAGACACAGCGCCCAGCACCUUCCCCGCCUGCAGGAGCUGCUGGCUACUGAGCAUGCUCAGUGUCUCCAAGGCGGGCCCUACCCAGGUGCCAAAUCUCCCCCCUUUGCAGAAUAGUGUUGAAACCCCCACAGGUGAUUUGCUGAGAACUGACCCAGGCUGUAGCUCCCAGUCCUGCAGGGCUAGGGCAGGGGACACAGCGAGGCCCAUUCACUCCCCCUAGUGGAGAGAAUGAGGAUAACGGCGCUCAACACCCCUUCUUCUGGCCACCAGCCCAGCCGCACUUAGAUCCCAGCCACUUUCCAUGGUGCCAGGCCACUGCCGGCGCGUCUCACAGCAAAGGGUCCUUGCCGCUUGUCUGGGUCUUCUACAGCUUCCCCCUCAGCUAGCAAAAUGUCCCCACGUUUCCCACUGCAAACCCCGCGAGAGGGGACUCGCCCCUCCCACUGUGAAAACGGCUAACGUCAACACAGAGUUCUCAUGCCCACCUGGGACGCUGACUGCCACCUGCCAGAGCUCAGAGCCACUGCGAGCUUUAGACCAGCCCGGGGCAAGCGAAGACGUAUUUCACACCCCCGCAGGGGCUAGAGCAUCAUAGCCACCGCUGGAGAAACAUCCACCAGCUCUGGCAGCCCUGGUCCAGCAGCUGGAAGGGAGGCAGCAGCCACCAAAAACGUCAAGAAAGAGGUAGUUUGACUUUUGUUUGCUUCCAGCCAAAGCGUUAGGACAAUACGAGGGCAGCUGUGCCCCACCCCCUCCGCAGUUUAGUUCCCACCUGGCUUUGGCUUUAGGAACAUUCAAGUCCUGUCCAGUCACGUUGCAAUUCAGACUUGUGGCCUGAGCCCUCUGCUAAAAGCUACCUGCCCUCCCCCUCCUGCGCUGCACCCCCACAGAGCAGGACGGCCAGAGACACGAUCUUGCCUUUCUUUUGAGUUGCUGCCUUAUAAAAAUACCCUCUCCCACAGGUAGCUUCUGGGCUGGCUGGGAGACAAUUGAGCCCAAGGUCAGUCAGUGGGCAGGUCUGUGAUCUUGCUUAUCCCCUGGCUUUGCUCUGAGAGAACAGAUCAAAAUUCUCCUUGGCAUCCCUCCUCUACGCUAGUAACCAAGAGCCCAUCAGUCAGUCAGUCUCGGCUACUCUCCAGAAACCAAGCUCUACUCUACCGGGUUGUAAUUGAAUAUUAGAUAUUCUAGUUUUAAAGAGGAAAAGAAAUCUGUGCUUUUGUAUGUAAUGACUAAUCCUUACUCUAUAAACCACUUAAAUAUUGUGAGAUUGGUGAAGCUAUAAAUUACUUGAUAUUUUUGGGUUUUUUCCAACCAUCAUGGCCUUAUUUGUUCACUUUUUCCAGUGGUUUAAACCUGUGAGAUAGAUGUUUAUUGCAAAAAUCUACAUAUUGUAUAAAAUAUAUAUUUUGUGUCAAUCUUCUGUGCAGCAGCCGCAGCCGUGGGCUGCGCUGCAGCCUUCACGUGGAGUGUGAAGAGCUUUUGUAGGUGUCCCGGCCCAGGAGAUGGGCAGUGCCUGUGAUCAGAUGAUGUAGACGUGUGUAGUCUAGAGUGCAAACGCUGUUUUCUACCUUUUGUAGUUCUUUCUUAAGAGAAAUAAAUUCAGCCGUGUUCUUUG